Messenger RNA from Fopius arisanus, 3177 nucleotides. It is a transcript of the gene Pdp1, whose product is annotated as PAR-domain protein 1. The transcript has 8 exons. Gene Ontology annotation, molecular function: RNA polymerase II cis-regulatory region sequence-specific DNA binding; DNA-binding transcription factor activity, RNA polymerase II-specific. Bases 391 to 1458 code for a protein of 355 amino acids. Lineage: Eukaryota; Metazoa; Arthropoda; Insecta; Hymenoptera; Braconidae. Gene Ontology annotation, biological process: regulation of transcription by RNA polymerase II. Gene Ontology annotation, cellular component: nucleus. The record is from RefSeq and is a predicted model, not a curated record.
UCAAAUCGGUUUCUUUUCCAUUGGCUCGCAUCUAAAAUCCGUUGGAAUGAGAAAAAAGCUUCAUCUAUAGACAUUCAUGAAAGAUAUUCAUGAGUGAUAUCGUUUAUUUGGGAUUUCAUUGCCGAAUUGUCCAAUCCAAUCAGUUAAUCGGUAGUCGUGCGAUUUAGUGAAUAAUCUGAGAAGGAGAAACCACUGGAAAUCGUGAGAACAACAAUGGAGAUGCACCUGCUCACUGAUACGUUGUCCAUGGAUUGAAGAAUAGAACAAGCAUGGACAUCCCCUCGUUAUUCAAGAAUUAUUGAAGAAUUAAAACAAUUAUUGAGUAGAAAGAAAAGAAAAGAAAAAAGUGCAACGAUAGAUCCAAGAGAUAAUAUAUUCUAAAGUAAGGGCAUGUCUGAGACAGAGGCUGGCGCCUCCUGGCAGCAGCACUACGUGUGGGGUAUGAAUUAUCCGCAUCAUCAGUACAAUCUUCAUCAGCAGUCUCAGUAUCAACUACCGUAUCAUCAUCAUCAUCCUCACAAUCAUCAAUCAAGCUCAUUGAAUGGCAACCAAUCGUACUUAUCAACAUCUGGUGAACAGUCAAUGUCGAUACAGUCGAGCCAGCAAGAGACAUCGUCCCAUCAUCAGCAUCAUCUCCAGUCACAAUCGGAUUAUCAACGUUUGUCAAACACCAUCAGACGUCAGAGUAUACCUUACGAUGGACACUCAGGUGAUCCUAUGAUAACAUCCUCUCUUAAGGGAAAACAAACAAAGGAUGGACCCGAGGAGAAGAAGGACGCUGAUGGUGAGCUUUGGGGCAAUGUCGAGGCACAGGCCGCCUUUUUGGGGCCCAAUAUUUGGGACAAAACACUGCCCUAUGAUGCCGACCUGAAGGUAUUGAAUCAUUACGUCGAUCUGGAUGAAUUUCUCUCGGAGAAUGGAAUCCCCGUGGAUGGGGUUGGCGGGGGUGGUCAGGGUGCGAUGCAGGGAAGUCAAUUACACAAAAUGAGUAACAGCAGUAAUGAGGCAACAAGCCAUCAAGGACCAGCUGGACUGCACCUGGAGCCAGUGACAAAACGCGAGAGAUCGCCAUCACCGAGUGAUUGUUGCUCACCAGAUACUCUAAAUCCACCAUCACCAGCCGAUUCGACGCUCUCGAUGGCGUCAUCGGGGCGGGAUUUUGAUCCGCGGACUCGAGCCUUCUCCGACGAGGAGCUGAAACCCCAGCCGAUGAUAAAAAAAUCACGAAAACAGUUUGUACCCGAUGACUUAAAGGAUGACAAAUACUGGGCACGUCGAAGGAAGAACAACAUGGCCGCUAAGAGAUCGAGGGACGCACGUCGCAUGAAGGAGAACCAGAUUGCACUCAGGGCGGGCUUCCUCGAGAAAGAGAACAUGGGCCUUCGACAGGAACUCGAUCGAUUAAAGAACGAGAACAUGUUACUACGAGACAAAUUGAGCAAGUACACGGAUGGUUAACCAAUGGCUGACUACUGAGGUUUACCCCAAUGACAGCAGGGCUCUAUUUUUAUGAAAAAAAAAUAAUAAUGAAUAAAGAAAAAUCCAACCGUACUGUCUUCGGGUGAAUCCAGAAUUCACUCGUCCAAUGGAGAACGUGUAAAUUAUUCUCCCUUCCUCGCGGCUAUGUCUUUCCUAUGGAAAUAACAGGAACAAAAAUCACCAGAAAUUUCUUUUUCUCGGAAAAACCCAUGAUUUUACAAUUUGAUAACACAAAAGCAUAAACCUGAACGAGUCAUUUCCUUCCUAAUCUCCACCGUCGCAGCCUCAUUUGUACAUAGUUUAUUGUAUGUAUAGUUAGAUUAUUUGUCAUAUGUUGUAGUAUAAAAAUAAUUUCACGGAGACAAAAGCAGAAAUAAGAAAAUGGAAAGAAACAUCGUUAGAAGGGAUUAUCCGAUUAAUGAGAGGAAGGGAGGAUCCGGUGGUGUGCGUCUGAUUAUUUGUGGGUGAGUGUUGAGUGAAUGGGUGUGUGAUUACUCAUUAUGACCUUUUGUCCAUCGAGUGAUUGUCCAUUGAAAAUGGGAGAGGAAAAUUCAUUGGUGAAUUCAAUAUUUCAAAUAAAUAUCUAAAUUCUAAUACGAUUCAUCAGUCGAUGUGCGCGAGAAUGACAGUAGAAUCAUUUCUUUACAUUCGUUUAUCGAGAUUGCGCAAAUAUUGACGGAUUUAGAAAAAAAAAAUUUCCAGUUACAUUGACGUAGCUAUUUUAGAGGAGUACACCGACAAUUUUUACCCAUUUACUUGGCAAUCCCUGUGUUCUCUUCCUUGGGCUAGAAAAAUAAUAACGAUAUCAACGUGAAAAAGAGUAGACAAUUUAUCAACUAGCCUUUUCUUCUUUUUAAGUUUUUAGAUGUUUAUUUUGUUUAUAUGUAAUACGUAAUACGUAAGAUUUAUAUUGUACAGAGGAAUUGGUACUGUAAUUCAAACAUCUGUGAAAUAAUUAUUGAUAUGAACAAGUGAAUCGUCACUCUACCAAUUUCUUUAUACAUGUUGAUAAAAUCAUCAGAGUCAAAAGUAAAAGAGAGUUAUUAAAAUGUAACAUUAGAUGCUGUGCAGUUGUACACGCAAAUUGGACAAGAAUUUAUCGAUUAGAGAAUUUUUAAGAAAUCAAAGUUUUUUUUUUGCUGAAAACAAACCGAGAGUGAUUAACGAUACUAUUUUGAUUUUUGUAUUCUUUAUUUUUUUUUUUGUUGUUUCCCUUAUUUUCUGUUAUCGAGCCACUUACGCGCACUGUCGAACAAAUUUCGAGAAAUCGGCCUAAUGUCCAUUUGAAUUUUUUUACCAAACGACCGAAAGUCGUUUGAACUCGGCAUGCUUUGAUCAGUUGAAUAUUUACGUUGCGGAAUCAUGCGUAGACUUUUGAAAAUUAUUGUUUUUAAUGGAUAUAGGAGAAUAAAUUGAUUUGAUAUUUAUGAAAACUUAUGGAUUACAUGAACUAACCAAUACUUACGAAAUAAUCAAAGUCUAGAAGAACAACACGAAGAGAGAGAAAAACAAAUACACGUAAUAAAUAGAUAACACGUAUCCGAUCCGCAAGCAAAUCAGAUAUAACGGGGGAUUUAAGAGUGCGCUGAGAGGAAAAAUUUACAGAGAGAGAGAGAGAACGUAAUGUUUAUCGACGCAAGAAGAAACAAACUAUUGUAUCACCUUCCUAAAAGAAUAUAUGUAUUUGUUAUUGUUUUA